Molecule: messenger RNA, 1607 nt
Organism: Meleagris gallopavo (turkey)
Lineage: Eukaryota; Metazoa; Chordata; Aves; Galliformes; Phasianidae
Source: RefSeq, a predicted model, not a curated record
GAUAGCCAUGGAUAAGAGUGAGUUAGUACAGAAAGCCAAACUGGCUGAGCAGGCCGAGCGUUACGAUGACAUGGCUGCUGCUAUGAAGGCUGUCACUGAGCAAGGACAUGAACUGUCCAAUGAAGAAAGGAAUCUCCUCUCAGUUGCCUACAAGAACGUGGUCGGUGCCCGCCGCUCAUCUUGGCGUGUGAUUUCCAGCAUUGAACAGAAAACAGAGAGGAAUGAGAAAAAACAGCAGAUGGGAAGAGAAUAUCGUGAGAAAAUUGAGGCUGAAUUGCAAGAUAUCUGCAAUGAUGUUCUGGAACUCCUGGAUAAAUACCUGAUUGUCAAUGCCACGCAGCCGGAAAGCAAGGUCUUCUAUUUGAAAAUGAAAGGCGAUUACUACAGAUACCUGUCAGAGGUGGCAUCUGGGGACAAUAAGCAAACAACGGUAGCAAACUCUCAGCAAGCUUACCAGGAGGCAUUUGAAAUUAGCAAGAAAGAGAUGCAGCCAACGCACCCCAUUCGACUUGGGUUGGCUCUCAAUUUCUCUGUCUUCUAUUAUGAGAUUCUCAAUUCUCCUGAAAAAGCCUGUAAUCUGGCCAAGACGGCAUUUGAUGAAGCAAUAGCAGAGCUGGACACGCUGAAUGAAGAGUCUUACAAAGACAGCACUCUCAUCAUGCAGCUGCUUAGAGACAACCUCACUCUAUGGACGUCGGAAAACCAGGGAGAUGAAGGUGAUGCUGGGGAGGGAGAGAACUAAUGGCUGUCACGCUUCACUAUAUGUUCAAUGUCACCCUGUAUCCUACACAUAUAUCCCUUUGUGCGACAAGCAAAAAGAAUAGUACAUCGACUUUCACAACCUCAACGUAGCAAAAACUGUCUGUGGGGUAAAAACGGUUGGUUGGUGUUCUGUGUUCUUAAAACGGAGGUCGGUUAUUACAAUGGCAUUCCGAAUUUUCCUAUUAUGAACAUUUACAGUUAUGAUUACCGUGUUUAUAUUUUUAACUGAACACUGUGAUUAUGGGUUUUGUGAUUGCAAUUGACUUUACAAAACUCUUAUUGGUAGAAAAAUAAACAUCAAUUAUGUAACAGUGGAAAGUAAAAUUUGGCACCGAAAUAGUCGAAGUACAAUUCUGUUGUAAAGUUGUACAGAAAGUUAUAGAGAUUCUAUUGUGACACUGGGGCAUGGAAGGAAAACAAUCCGAUGUAUGGCAUUCCAGUUAGUAACACACUGCUAUGAGUUAGUUUAACAGGCACAUGUAGACAUUUUUAACCAAGUCUGAGGCACCGCUUUCAGUCAAAAGCUCACUUUGUCAAUCCUAUCUUUCUGAGGAUCGGGUUUGUUUUGAGGAGGAGGGUAAUGGGGGAGCUAGCAGCUUGAUUUCCAAACUCUUUACACUGGCAAAUAACUGGGAUUUGACUUCUAAAAUUGGUUUUGUGCUCAUACAACAUGCAUGACUAAGCCCCUUCCCACAGCAAUAACUUAAUUAUAUCUUCGAUAUUCUUCAGUAGUGAGAAUUCUUGGUUCACUAUCAUGGACUUGCAAUAGCAGAAGAUUCAAUUUUUUGAAUGGCCUUAUUAGUUUGGAUGAUACCAUGAAGUGAUCUGCCACUUUUGCAUUACUA